AUGGCAUCGGCUUUGAAAGAGUCCGUCCCGCGGGACAAAUGGUGGAAAAUCAAAUGGUUUUCUGACGACGACACCCCGGAGGAGCGCCGUCUCAUCACCAAAAUCGACAUGUUCCUGGUCCCGUACUCUGUCCUAGGGUAUUGGGUCAAGUACAUCGACCAGUCUAACUUGAACAAUGCCUAUGUGGCUGGUAUGAAAGAAGACCUUGGGUUCUACGGAAACGAGCUCGUACAACUUCAAACCCUUUUUACCCUUGGCUCAGUGCUUGGACAAAUCCCCUUUUUAUUCAUCAUGACAUAUGUUCCUAUACAGUAUCUGGUGCCGAUCUGCGACGUCCUGUGGGGAGUGUUCACUCUUCUUCAGUAUCGCGUCAACUCCUACGCAGAGUUGGCGGCGUAUCGUUUCAUGGUAGGCUGGUUUGAAGCCGCCUUCUUCCCCGCUAUGCACUACGUUUUCGGCUCUUGGUAUAGAGGCCACGAGAUUGCUCGCCGUGGUGGCAUUUUCUACACAGGCUUAGCUGCCGGCACUCUGACUGCAGGCUUGAUCCAAGCGGGCGCAUCGACUUCUUUGGAGGGAGUUCGCGGCAUGGAAGGAUGGCGCUGGAUGUACAUCAUCUGUGCCUUAAUCACAAUUCCUGUAGGCAUCUUGGGCUACUUCGUCAUCCCAGGAACGGUCGAUCAGCCCAAUAAAUGGUGCGUCAACGACAAUGAUCUUCGAGUUGCUCGAGAGCGCCUCGAGAAACACGGGCAUGUGCUACACGGCAAGAUGAAAUUUGGUCAUAUCAAGCGCACCCUUUUGGGGUUCCGUUUCUGGCUGGUUAUCACGACAGACGUUCUUUUCUGGAACGCCGGUAUCCACAAGAACACUGGAUCUUAUCUCCUCUGGAUCAAAAGUCUCGGUCGAUACAGUGCAGCAAAGGUUAACGAGCUCGGCACUAUUUCGCCAGCGUUGGGUAUUGCCUACACGCUUAUCGCCUGUUUCGCCUCGGACCUCUUCCUCGGACCAGCAUGGGCCAUCACUAUCUGCUCCUUUUUGAACGCUGUGGGACUAGUCUUGUUGACUAUAUGGACAGUUCCUGAAGCAGGCUUGUGGUUUGGGUUCGCAACUAUGUAUUGGUCUAACGCCCUGUCGUCCGUCUUCCACGGGUGGGUCAACAAUCUACUGCGAGACAGUCCCGAGGAGCGAAGCUUCACCUUGGUGCUCAUCAAUCUGUUGUCUCAGAGUUCAACGGCAUGGACGCCCUUGUUAACAUUUCCGACGGUCGAGUCUCCAAGAUACAGAAAGGGAUUCUCUUUCUGCCUUGGGUGCGCUAUCGCGUUGAUCCUAUUCACGUGGAUUAUGCACUAUUAUCUGAAGAGAGAUAAGAGACAAGACACCAGUCCAUCUGACGAGGAGACAGAUGGGCAACAAGAAAGUGACUUGGUCUCUUCGGCCAAGGAAGGGACCCAGCAGUCUGGUAUACCUAUACCUGAGAACAAGGUCCUGGACGCACGUCUAUCAGCCACGAAACCUCUAAGAUAG
Molecule: messenger RNA, 1521 nt
Organism: Colletotrichum siamense
Lineage: Eukaryota; Fungi; Ascomycota; Sordariomycetes; Glomerellales; Glomerellaceae
Gene: SEO1-3
Product: putative transporter SEO1
Exons: 4
Coding region: 1-1521 (506 amino acids)
Biological process (GO): transmembrane transport
Cellular component (GO): membrane
Molecular function (GO): transmembrane transporter activity
Source: RefSeq, a predicted model, not a curated record